This is a messenger RNA of Vespa velutina, 3221 nucleotides long. RefSeq names its product class E basic helix-loop-helix protein 23 (gene Oli). The coding region runs from base 655 to 1539 and encodes 294 amino acids. The record is from RefSeq and is a predicted model, not a curated record. NCBI's taxonomy places the organism in Eukaryota, Metazoa, Arthropoda, Insecta, Hymenoptera, Vespidae. The transcript is spliced from 5 exons. Gene Ontology annotation, molecular function: protein dimerization activity.
UCUCUGCGCAGGACGUUCCAAACAAUAAACGCGUGCGUGCUCGCCGAAACGAUAUCGCUACGUUAACGCAGAAUAAUUUCGUUAAAAAAGAAAAUUAUCCUAUCGAAAAUUAUCCUUUUGGAGAAUUAUAAUGGGAAAAGCGAUAGUACGAUUUCAUAGAUAAAAAUAGAAAUCAAAUAAAAUCGAGAGAGAGAGAGAGAGAGAGAGAGAGAAAGAGAAAGAUAUUUUUAUUGAGGAUCCAAGCAGGGCUAUCGCGUGUCCUUCGAUGAAAAUAAAAUGGCAGUGAUUUGGACCGUUGAUUACAGUCGAGAUGAGUGACAUUAUCAUAAAAGGACAUGAUAAUCUAAAAGAAUAUUUUUAAGAGGUUCCAUCCUACGUUUUAUUUUCUAGAAGAGAGAGAAAGAGAGAGGAGAGAGGAGAGAGAGAGAGAGAGAGAGAAAGAGAAAGAGAGAUAGAAAGUAAAGAUAUCAUUUUGCGCUAAGAUGGCUUACUACGCUCUCGUACGGAAAAAAUGUUGCUGACUUUCUUCUCGUGAUAUAAGAAGAGUUCGAGGAUCCUGCGCGGUCGCACAUGACGGGAAGGCGAAAAGAAAAAUAGUCGAUAAAAAUAUUCAUCAAUUCAAGAUCGUGGAAAGUCUCGGGACUUUUCGGAGAGAUGAGGUCGUACGACGGGGAGAGUAGUUCGACCGAGGACGAUGACCGUAGAGAAAGUAUACCUUCCGAAGCUCAUUUACAGCAAGGAUCCUGGCAACGUUCUGCGUCUCAUCCUACCUGGGCUUGGGAACAUCGUGCUGCUCAUCCAUUGGCUCCACCGUCGACAGCAUCCCUCGAGUCUAUGUACUCCACACCGGGAGUAUCUCAUCCGAGUGUUUCCGGGCCACCAACGAGUUACUCGACCACCGAACAUCCAGCGUCAGCGGCAGCGGCUGCGGCGGCGGCGGCAGCGGCUGCGGCUGCGGCGGCUGCUCCAGGACGUAGGACUCCUUUGGGGGCCGUAGGUCUUGGUGGAUUUUAUUUUCAACAGCAACCACAACCACACGCUUCGUCGAGCGCUUUGUCCGACGAAAAUAGGCCUGAUCACGAGAGACCAGGAGCAUCCAGACUCAAUUGUCCGCCAAAAUCAAAGACCACUCGUCAAGGGAAAAGCGUUCGAUUGAAUAUAAAUGCGAGGGAACGCAGAAGAAUGCACGAUUUGAACGACGCUCUGGAUGAACUUCGUUCGGUCAUUCCAUAUGCUCAUAGUCCGUCCGUAAGGAAACUGUCAAAAAUCGCCACCCUUCUCCUGGCGAAAAAUUAUAUUCUGAUGCAGGGAAACGCGUUAGAAGAGUUAAGAAGAGUAAUAGCCGUCUUGCAAUCGCCCCACGCUCAUACCACGGCUUUACCACCUACGCCUGUCUCCUACGAUCUUCUUCAAGGAUUCCCUGGAAAAUUGUUUCAAGGCGUACAGGAAAUGCAAGGACUUCCUGCGGGUGAUCCACAAGUUGUAACGUCAGGCGGUCCACCGACCGACGCUACCGUUGCCAGUGGAGAAUCGAAUUAAUAUUUUUUUAAAAUUUUCCUCGACUCUUUCAUAGACAUAUUUCAUACAUUGAUAGGUGCGAUCAUUGGUCGAACGAGACAAAAUUCUAUAUAUAAAUUAGAUUUCGUUUUGAUAUAUCGAAAUGAUCUUUCGACUCGCGCGAACAAGUUGAUCUCUUAAUAGAAAUAUAAAUUGAAAAAGUAGCAACUAUAUAUAAUGUAAUGUAAGGAUUAAGCGAACGAAAGUAUUAGAUGAUAAGUUUUAAUCCGUUGGACGAGUAACUCUAACGUAAAAUCUCGCAAGAGAAGAUUUAUAAUUUCUCUUCGAUUUCGAUUUAGAUAAGCGCAGGUAAUUUUUCAACGAUAUUCGUUCAAAAAUUGUUAAAGAAUAAUCGAGAGCACAUCGAGGGUUGGGUCAUACUAUCGUUGAUAGCCUUAAGACGAAAGUUAGCGAAAGUAUUAAUAAUUAAGAAUAAGAAGUAUUUUCUAGUCAAAAGGAAAACACCUAAUCGAGCAAUAAGAUGACGUGCGUGAUUUAGUCUUUCUUGUCAAGGGACAAAAGUCAUGCAGGACGAUAAACGAAACUUUAAAGUCCAGCCUGCAACACGAUAGUCAAUAUAGGAUGUGAUAUAUGUCGAGGUAUUCCAGUCAUAGAAUACAUAAAGAUAUUAAAUAUUCAUAUACAUACAUACAUAUAUAUAUAUAUAUAUAUAUAUAAAAUGCAUAAAUAUAUUUAAUAAUUUAAAGGAGCAAUCAGUUUACAGCUUAUUUAUAUACGCAAUAUAUUUACUAAGAGUUUAUUGCAUAUAUUGUGCCAAAGGGUGAAUCUUUUUAUUAAUAUCGUAAAAUUAGCGAGCAAAAAAAAUCCUUGUCUGCGAAUUUGUUAUAGAAAUCUUCAUUAAAAGGCGUAAUAAAGGUAUAAAAUAAAAGAGUUUUAUAUGUACGAGAUAACUUUGCAAAGAUCUAUCGGUAAAAUGAAUCUUAUAAGAAAAUCUCUACCUUAUCGACGCAUCUGUCGAUGCAACGUAACGUAGUUCGAACGUUUGGCCGCAAGUGGCGUAAUAACGAAUAGAAAAUUUCUACGUUAUUUCUUAGCAAAAAGGAAAACCAUUGCACCUGGCAAAAUGUGAUGACCUUUUCGUGAUGUUGCAGUUAAAUAGAUUGGCGCGAAUCGAACGUAGAAACAAUCGAACAGCUCGGUCGAUCCGUAUCUUUUGAUAGUCGAUAGACGUAGAUCAAACUCGAAGAGAGGAAAAACUAAGAUACGUGUCGCGCAACGACAAUAUCCACGCCCACGCCAAAAUUCUCGCAGAAAGGAAAACAAUCAACGGGAAGUAAAUUUUUCAAGUGGUCUCGCGCGAACAUUUCAAACGUUUCGAGUGUUCCACCGUCAGAGGACUCUGCGCUACUUACCUGUCACCUGAAUUUUUACCUGUGGCUCUUUCGCUUUUGACCAAUCGGACGUUCGACCCUGGGCCCUGCCGUCCCCCACUCCUCGACCUACUGCAGCCGUCCCCGAGCACGAAGCUAUACGUAGUUCAGAAAUUCCUGCACCGUAAGCGCGAAACGAUCGUCCCAUUAUAGCGUUCCCACGCUUCCUCUUCUUCGAUCGUGAUCCGUGUAAAGUGUGAAUCUUUUGGAGGAGAAAAAAAGAAAAAGAAAAAAUAGAAGGAAACGUCCUUCGAGUGGAUCGGGGAAAAAGAG